Molecule: messenger RNA, 3764 nt
Organism: Drosophila novamexicana
Lineage: Eukaryota; Metazoa; Arthropoda; Insecta; Diptera; Drosophilidae
Gene: neb
Product: kinesin-like protein KIF14
Exons: 3
Coding region: 283-3660 (1125 amino acids)
Biological process (GO): microtubule-based movement
Cellular component (GO): kinesin complex; microtubule
Molecular function (GO): microtubule motor activity; microtubule binding; ATP hydrolysis activity
Source: RefSeq, a predicted model, not a curated record
UUAUUAUAUGCAACUAUUAGAAGCGAAACUAUUUAAAAAUAUUUUUUAUGCAAACCAAAUCAAUCGAUUACCAUUUGAAAAUAACUGUAUGAUGUUGCCAGAUCUCUGUUUUUCGAAAACACAUGUGUGGACUAGUAGAAGCAGCCCUGGCCCACUAUUAUCGAAACUUUCACAUCACUAGAAUGAAAAAAUUGACAACAAACGACGCGACGCGCGCUCUUUUCGAAACUAACAGCAUUUUAAUUUGUUUAAACAAACAACAGUGUAAAUAUAUUUAGUAAAAUGAGCAACAAAAGCACGCCUGUGCAGCAACGCAUACACCAAUUCCAAGCACGUGCACGCGGCAGCUUUGGUGCCAGUGGCAGCGCCACGAAAACGCCUGCAACAGUUGCGGCAGGACUGCGUCGCAAGGUGUUGUGCCGCACGCCCAAACGGAGUGCCGAGAAACCGACGCACACACAGGCAGACCAACUGCUAAAUACGGCUUUUAGCAGCGGCAUUGCAACACCAACUCCACACCCGAAGCCAAAGCCAACCGCACUAAAUGCAUGCUACACGCCCUCGUCGCUCUACCGAAAUGCGGGUAAAUCGACGCCGUUGCGAGGACCCCAAACGCCCAGCAACAACGUGAAAUCCGCAAGCAGGAUGAAGGAUAAAGAUGCCAUGGUCGAGUCCUUUCACAGCAUUGCCGAGGAGAGCAACAUGAUGGUUGCGGUGCGCGUGCGUCCACUGAAUGCGCCGGAAUGCCAGCGUGCCAGCGUCACGAAUGUGGUGCAAGUCCAUGGCAACAACGAGCUGAGCGUCCAGGCGGGCAGCAGCGCUGAUGCGACGGCCGGAGUUACACAUUUCUUUAGCUACGAUCAGGUUUACUAUUCAUGCGACCCGGAUCGCAAGAACUAUGCGGAUCAGCUGGCCGUAUUUUCUGGCACUGCGCAACCAUUGAUCGACACCGCCUUCGAGGGAUAUAAUGCGUGCUUAUUUGCCUACGGGCAGACCGGUUCGGGCAAAUCCUACAGCAUGAUGGGCAUUGAGGGGCUGGAUGAUGCGGCGCUAGAUGGCAAUGCCCCGCAUAUGGAGGCGGGCAUUAUACCACGUUUCUGUCAUGAGCUCUUCAGAAGAAUCGAUGCAGUCAAGCAGCAGCUGCAGGUGGAGGUGGAGGUCAGCUACUUUGAAAUCUACAAUGAGAAAAUACACGAUCUGCUUAGUGUGCAGCAGGCUAUUGCCGCCACGCCGGAUACGCCCGUGCAGCGGCAUGCUCUGAAGGUGCGCGAACAUCCCAUUUUCGGGCCAUAUGUUGUGGACCUGAGCGCUCAUUCGGUGGACUCAUAUUCGGCGCUGCGCAACUGGCUGGCCGUGGGCAACUCGCAGCGGGCCACCGCCUCGACGGCCAUGAAUGACAAAAGCUCCCGCUCGCAUUCCAUAUUCAACAUUGUGCUAAAUCUCACAGAUUUGAGCAGCGAUGAUGGCAUGUCCUCGGACACCGAUUCAGGCACGGUCGUCUCGCUGCGCCAGACGCGACGCAGCAAGAUCAGUUUGGUGGAUCUGGCGGGCAGUGAACGCAUUAGCGUAUCGGGCUCCAAUGGCGAGCGUAUACGCGAGGGCGUGAGCAUCAAUAAAAGCCUGCUCACCCUGGGCAAGGUGAUUGCCGCGCUGGCGGAUUCGCGCAAGAUGGGCGGCAAUGCCACGCCCAGCACAUUUGUGCCCUAUCGGGAGAGUGUGCUCACCUGGCUACUGCGGGAAAACCUGGGUGGCAAUUCCAAGACGGUGAUGCUGGCCACCAUUUCACCAGCCAGCCUGCAUGCGGAUGAGACGCUCGCCACGCUGCGCUAUGCGUGUAAGGCGCGCUCCAUCGUGAACCGGGUUAAGGUGAAUGAAUCACCGCAUGACAAGAUCAUCAGGGAUCUGCGAGCAGAGGUGGAUCGCUUGAAAUCGCUGCGGAACGAAUACGAGCGGCAGCGUCGUCUCUCGGCGAACAACAACAAUCCGCCGGCGCCGCGAAAAAUCAUAAUUGAGACUUCCGUGGAUGACAGCGAGGUGGAGGCGCUGCGUCAGCAGCUGGCGGAACGCGAACGUGAGCUGAAUCGCGCUCAAAAGUCAUGGAUGGAGAAGCUUAAAGAGGCGGAGGAUCAGCGCAAAUCGGAGCUGCGUUUGCUCAAGCGCAAAGGACUCGCAUUGGAGCUAACCGCCGAUCAGAAACAGGCCUGCCUGGUCAAUCUGACGGAUGAUCCCAUGCUGAGCGGCACCCUGUUCUAUCUGCUGCCGCCGGGCACUGUGCGCAUUGGACGCGGCCGUCUGCCGGGAGCACCGGCCAGCUCCCUGCCGGAUAUUGUGCUGGACGGUCCGCUGGUGGCGCUGCAGCACUGCACCAUCGAGCACGAGCGCUCCGGCAAGCUGUACGUGAGUCCGGGCAGCGAAGAUUUCGAGACCUAUGUGAAUGGUGAACUGCUGCAGCAGCGGCGACCUCUGUUCCAUGGCGAUCGUUUGGUCAUUGGCGGCUCGCAUUACUUUCGCAUCUCGAAUCCGUUUUGCAGUCAGCGCGGCAAAGCCGAACAGCUGCACGUGGACUUCCAGCUGGCGCACCAGGAGAUACUGCAAAAGCAGGAGCAGCAGCUGCGCAGCGAACUGGAGGCCGAGAAGCACGCGGCACUCACGCGCAUCGAGCAGGAGCGUGUGCAGCAUGCGCGCGAUUUCGAGGAGCGGCUGCAGUGCCUCGAACUGGAGCAUUUCAAGUACAAGUGCAACAGCGAAAUGCUCGAAACGGAGCGCCAGGCGCUGGCCCAGCAGCAGCUGAAGCAGACGCCCAGUGCCACGACGCCGGCGCAAAAGUCCACACUGCUCGAGGAUAUACAGCGCAUUAUGCUAAAUCCCAGCGAAGAGAGCCUGCACAAGACACAGCUGAUGGUCAAGGAGGCGACGCAGCGGUGUCGCCAGCUCGGCCUAAAGCAGCUGGAAUUCCGUCAGACCCAAACGCCCGACGAGUUCGGACUGCUACGCACGGUCAUCCUGAUUGUGGACAAGCAGCGCGCCCUGAAGGCCGAAUGGCCCACUGCCCGCCUGGGCGUCUGGCUCGAUCUGCAGCGCGACGCUGUGCUGCCGAGCAGUGCCAGCAAUAUAUUCCAGAGCGUGGAGGUGGACUGGCAGCCACUGGAUGCGGCACUUAAUGAAACGCUUAAUGACACACACAACUCCAGUCGCAUUGCCCUCAAUCUGAGCGCCAUGAAGGAUGCGCUGCUCAAGCCGCCAUUCAAGCGGCUGCUCAGCGCCAACAAUACGCCCCAGCAGACUUCCACGCCGGCAAAGACGCCAGCCAGCGGCUCGCCCAGCAGCAAACUGGCGCAAUAUACCAAGCGCCUGCUCACCUACGAUCUGGACGAGCAGCAGCAGCAGCAUCCGGCGAGCAGCUGCCACAACUUAUCCCAGCUGGCGCAGCAGGAGCUGCAGCUGAUGCAGCGCUCCGCGCAGCGCUUGUAUCGCCACUGCGAGCAGGCGCUGCGCGAGCGGGAGAACCAAUCGGAUGCCGGCACUCUGGCUGACAAUCUGCAGAUUGCCCUAACCCAACUGGACACUCUGCUCCAGGGCAUGCACGGCUUGCUCGCCCAGUCGGCUGAGGUGAGUUCGCCAACUAAAGCGCAAAAGGCUGUGCGUUUCCUUAUCGAUUGACGAAUUUGUUUCAGUUUUAUAUACCAUUUACCUUAAAUCCAAACCCAUUCUAUUCAUUUAUGACCUUCAAUGCAAUGUCCUGUAUUUGUUUUUAUUCGUUUUUU